Messenger RNA from Hemibagrus wyckioides, 3172 nucleotides. RefSeq names its product mitogen-activated protein kinase kinase 2b (gene map2k2b). The record is from RefSeq and is a predicted model, not a curated record. Bases 901 to 2079 code for a protein of 392 amino acids. Gene Ontology annotation, biological process: protein phosphorylation. NCBI's taxonomy places the organism in Eukaryota, Metazoa, Chordata, Actinopteri, Siluriformes, Bagridae. Gene Ontology annotation, molecular function: ATP binding; protein kinase activity. The transcript is spliced from 11 exons.
ACUCCCUUUUUUUGGUAAAUAGUACGUGCUUCCUUUGUUUAGUAAAUGACCAAAAUUAUUUGAGAUAAACUUAGUACACCUUCGUACAGCAGUAAAGGAACUCCCGAACGAAAAAAAAGUAUCGCAAGAUAUCGCGAGAUUCUAGACGUUUCCUUAGGUAGUGCCCCGUACGGAGCUAGCAAAUUAGCUAGCUAGUUAAAAAAACAAAACAAAAAAAACAACCAAGCUGUCUUCUUAGCUUGUUUAUCGACUGUAACUGGUUGGUAACUAUCACGUUCCGUCCCACACGGAGAUUGCUAUUAUUUCAUCAUAAUUUAUUUUUCUUUAAAGGUAUUGUCAUUUUCCGUAAAGGCUAGGGUUUAUGCGUUUUAGGGCGCGAGCUAACUCUUCGGUAACAGCCUUUAAAGAAGUGCGCGCGAUUCAUUGAGCUUCGCGAGAUGUGCUACAGGGUUAGCAAACGUUAGCUGGUUGAUUUUCAUAUAUUGCUGUUAAAGUGUGGUUCGUUAAAAGCUGUCGGGUUUAAGUGGGCUUUAACGUGGCUAAUAGCAGGGAGGGGGAAUGCUGUGGUGGCAAGUUUGACAGGAGUGUUAGGCUUGGUGUACAUCGAGAACAGAUCUAAUAUCUGUGUUCAUAUUCACUCCAGGCUCUUCAUGUGUCUGCACGCGCUGACCCUUUAGCUAGGAGACUGGUUUAGAGUAAGCAAAACAGUUAGCUAGCACACCUAGCUAGCACGCGACUGAAGCAGGCGUCUUCCUGGAGCACCUGUUUAACUCGACCUGAGCUAAAAACGCUAUUCCUCCGAUCUCUCAUUUACCGUCGAGACAACGCGAGCUUACGGGAUCAUGUGGAUCUAGAGAGGUGAUGCUUGUAAAGGAUUGAGGAAAGAUUGUCAAGUUGAACAUGGCUCCUAAAAAAAGACCAGUCCCUUUAAUCAUAGGCGGCAGUGGAGAAGCUCAGAGCACAGCUUCAAACCUAGGGGCUACUUCAGAGGCCUAUCUUGAGACCCUGCAGAAGAAAUUAGGGGAGCUGGACUUGGAUGAACAGCAGAGGAAGCGCUUGGAGGCUUUCCUCACGCAGAAAGCUAAAGUGGGAGAGCUAAAGGAUGAUGACUUUCAGCAUAUAUGUGAGCUGGGUGCAGGAAACGGUGGUGUGGUUAAUAAAGUCUGCCACAAGCCUUCUCGACUGAUCAUGGCCAGAAAGCUCAUUCAUCUUGAGAUCAAACCAGCAAUCAGGAACCAGAUCAUUAGAGAAUUGCAGGUCCUGCAUGAAUGCAACUCUCCCUAUAUAGUGGGCUUUUACGGUGCUUUCUACAGCGACGGAGAGAUCAGUAUCUGUAUGGAGCACAUGGAUGGAGGUUCUCUGGAUCAGGUACUGAAAGAGGCUCGGAGAAUUCCAGAGGAAAUUCUGGGGAAAGUCAGUAUAGCUGUGUUAAGAGGUCUUGCCUACCUUCGAGAAAAACAUCAGAUCAUGCACAGAGAUGUCAAGCCAUCAAACAUACUGGUGAACUCAAGAGGGGAGAUCAAGUUGUGUGAUUUUGGAGUCAGUGGUCAGCUUAUCGACUCCAUGGCCAACUCUUUUGUAGGCACAAGGUCAUAUAUGUCUCCGGAGAGACUGCAGGGGACUCAUUAUUCAGUGCAGUCAGAUGUGUGGAGCAUGGGACUGUCUCUGGUGGAGCUCUCCAUUGGGCGCUACCCCAUCCCUCCCCCUGAUGCCAAGGAACUGGAGGCCCUUUUUGGCAGACCUGUAGCAGAGGGGGAACCGCAGAGCACCGCCCCACGUCCCAGACCUCCAGGGAGGCCAGUCAGUGGACACGGCCCUGUCAUGGCUAUAUUUGAGCUGCUGGACUACAUAGUCAAUGAGCCUCCACCUAAACUGCCUCAUGGAGUCUUCACUGCAGAUUUCCAGGACUUUGUGACCAAAUGUCUAAUCAAAAAUCCUGCAGAUCGAGCGGACCUGAAGAUGCUAAUGAACCACACGUUCAUUAAACGCUCAGAGGUAGAAGAGGUCGACUUUGCAGGCUGGUUGUGUAAAACAAUGGGGCUCAACCAACCCAGCACACCGACCCGGACGACUGAAUAACUGAACGAGACAAAUGCCCUGUUUCUUAAAGAAAUGUUCCAGCAUGUUUUAACCUAAUAUCUGUCUACCAGAUCUGCAGCAUAUGAUUGAUUGCCACAAACGGAUAGAUCGCAGUUCAAAGAAUAUCCAGUAUGAAAGAAAUACUUGCAUAUUAAAAUUUUAUAUUUAGCAUAAUUUUCAGUGGCGUCCAAGAGUCUAAAUGUAGAUUUCUAUUAUUAUUAUUAUUUUGUUAAUGUCAGUGUUAUUUACCUCUUGCAUCAUCUCUAGUGAUACCACAGCGAUUUAUUCCUUUAGCGUUCUCACCUCUUCAUCUGUUCAAACAUAUCAACUCCAUCCUUAAUGCUGAUACCACCAUCCCGGUCAAGCCAAGCCAAGCCGUGUGUGUGUGUGUGUGUAGCUGCAUUGCAUUCUGUAGCUUUAAUUCCAACGUUUGCUUUCUUCCCAACUUUGGAUUUAGGAAUAAUCUGUGGUUAUGUAUUACGUUAUCAACUUUGUUGAAAUGACACAAGACCUUUAUGGUCUCAUCCCAACCCUUUUAUUGCUAGAGUGUGAUUGUGUAGUGAUACAUUUGCAUUAUAUAGAUGAGAUAUUUGACAUUUUUCUCUGAUCUAUAAGUAGGCUUUAGGUCAACGGAUUUUCUGUUCUCUUUUCAUAGUGUGGAAAUUCUCAGCGGCGCAUGGCCGUGGCACACGUGUACAGAUACGGUGGAUAGUGAUUAGGUUACUAUUGCUGGAGUUUUUCCUUAAACACACUUUUUUUUUUUUUUUUUUUUUGGCACACAGGACCUAUUUCCAGAGCAGUCUGUGUAGCAAAAGAAAAAAGAAGAAUUAUACGUUCACAUUUACAUAUAUGCAUGCAUGCAGGCACACAUCAGUUAAAGGCGUCUCAGGUGAAUCUUAUAUUAAGUUAAUAAUUGUAUAGAUAUGUCUUUAUCUGGACCUAGAUCACGUGCUAUCGUUUAAUAUAUAAAGUAUAUGGACAAAAUGUUCACCUCAAGAACGUGGUCGUGAUGAUUUCAGACCUGUUUACGUAAAGGAGAAACGAUGUACAUGGCUUAAUGCCUCUGUCUCAAUAAAACUCUAUUGUGAAUGUA